ACCAAAAACUAACUUGAUCAACACUACUCUUCUUCUUCUUCAAACCGACUACAAAAAUCAAUCUCUAUCGAAACACAAAACUCAGAAUUGAAACGACAAUGGUGGCGGCAGCGGAAGCGGGUGAAGGUCUGAAACAAUAUUACCAGCAACACAUCCACGAUGCACAACUCCACGUUCGACAGAAGACUCAUAAUCUCAAUCGCCUUCAGGCUCAGCGUAACGACCUCAACUCCAAAGUAAGGUUGCUUAAGGAAGAGUUGCAGCUGCUUCAAGAGCCUGGAUCUUAUGUUGGUGAAGUUGUCAAAGUAAUGGGAAAAUCAAAAGUCCUCGUGAAGGUCCACCCAGAGGGUAAAUACGUGGUUGAUAUCGAUAAAAACAUUGAUAUUACUAAAAUCACACCAUCAACCAGGGUUGCUCUUAAGAAUGAUAGCUACGUUCUCCAUUUAGUUUUGCCAAGCAAAGUUGACCCGCUUGUAAACCUUAUGAAAGUCGAAAAGGUUCCUGAUUCUACGUAUGAUAUGAUCGGUGGGCUUGACCAGCAAAUUAAAGAGAUUAAGGAGGUUAUCGAACUUCCAAUCAAACAUCCGGAGUUAUUUGAGAGUCUGGGUAUUGCUCAACCGAAGGGAGUUCUUUUAUACGGGCCGCCUGGCACAGGGAAGACAUUGUUGGCGAGAGCGGUGGCUCAUCAUACUGACUGUACUUUCAUUAGGGUUUCUGGUUCCGAAUUAGUACAGAAAUAUAUUGGAGAAGGUUCUAGAAUGGUUAGAGAGCUUUUUGUUAUGGCCAGGGAACAUGAACCAUCGAUUAUAUUUAUGGACGAAAUCGACAGUAUUGGAUCUGCUAGAAUGGAGUCUGGAAGCGGGAAUGGUGAUAGUGAAGUCCAAAGAACAAUGCUGGAGCUUCUUAAUCAACUCGAUGGAUUCGAAGCCUCAAACAAGAUCAAGGUUUUGAUGGCUACAAAUCGAAUCGAUAUUCUGGAUCAGGCCCUUCUUAGGCCAGGAAGAAUUGAUAGGAAAAUCGAAUUUCCAAAUCCUAGUGAAGACUCGAGGUUCGAUAUCUUGAAAAUUCAUUCAAGAAGAAUGAAUUUAAUGCGCGGCAUUGAUCUGAAAAAAAUUGCUGAGAAAAUGAACGGUGCUUCAGGUGCAGAACUGAAGGCGGUGUGCACAGAGGCAGGGAUGUUUGCAUUAAGAGAAAGGAGAGUCCAUGUGACACAAGAAGAUUUCGAGAUGGCGGUUGCCAAAGUAAUGAAAAAGGAAACCGACAAAAACAUGUCACUCCGCAAGCUCUGGAAAUAAACGUAACUGUUUUUUUUAUUUACUGUAAUUCUGGAAUUAUAUGUCUCGAAACGGAGAUUGAAGAACCACGACAUUAGUCUUUAAACUAUGGUUCGUUCACACGCUUUAAAGUUGCAGAGAUAGUUUGUUCUAAUCUACGUUUCGGUUCUGUUGCAGCGUUA
This is a messenger RNA of Helianthus annuus (common sunflower), 1456 nucleotides long. Its product is annotated as 26S proteasome regulatory subunit 8 homolog A. The transcript has 8 exons. Gene Ontology annotation, biological process: proteasome-mediated ubiquitin-dependent protein catabolic process. The record is from RefSeq and is a predicted model, not a curated record. NCBI's taxonomy places the organism in Eukaryota, Viridiplantae, Streptophyta, Magnoliopsida, Asterales, Asteraceae. Gene Ontology annotation, molecular function: ATP binding; proteasome-activating activity; ATP hydrolysis activity. Gene Ontology annotation, cellular component: proteasome regulatory particle, base subcomplex. The coding region runs from base 99 to 1295 and encodes 398 amino acids.